This is a messenger RNA of Epinephelus fuscoguttatus (brown-marbled grouper), 4490 nucleotides long. RefSeq names its product Translocating chain-associated membrane protein 1-like 1-like. Gene Ontology annotation, biological process: SRP-dependent cotranslational protein targeting to membrane, translocation; protein insertion into ER membrane. Bases 318 to 1433 code for a protein of 371 amino acids. Gene Ontology annotation, cellular component: endoplasmic reticulum membrane. Lineage: Eukaryota; Metazoa; Chordata; Actinopteri; Perciformes; Serranidae. The record is from RefSeq and is a predicted model, not a curated record. The transcript is spliced from 11 exons.
UGGGCGGUUCAUGAAUGGGGUUCUGGAGUGGGAGGGCCCGUCAUCUGACUUUACCAGGCAGUAAAAAAGUGGGUGUUGUGCUGUGGUGUUUGGUUUGGUGCGAUGCAUCUUCAUGACUGUUUUUAAACCCACGGGCAGCGGUUCACGGUGCGUACGGACUGCAGCGGAGCCAUCAGCCGACAUCCAUCCGUUGAGACGCGCAGGCCAACGGCAGGCGUGCAGCGGGUGCAGCGGGGGGGAAAGCUAGCUCCGACCCAAAGACACUCAGUGACACGGCAGCCCCGGAGCCAGAGGAGGCAGAGCCGCGUCGGUGAGCCAUGGGGUUCCGCAAGAAGAACAAGAGCCCGCCGGUGCUGAGCCACGAGUUUGUGAUCCAGAAUCACGCCGACAUGGUGUCGUGUUUGGCCAUGAUUAUCCUCCUCGGCCUGAUGUUCGAGGUCACAGCCAAGUUUGCCAUCAUGUUCAUCACAGUCCAGUACAAUGUCACACAAGUUCUUGAUGAGAAGAGUGAUCCAGUGAACCUUUACCAGUACGGACCUAAGGAUGUGGCCACUGUGUUUUUCUACCUGCUCAUUGCGGUCAUCCUUCAUGCCUUGAUACAAGAAUACAUUCUCGAUAAAAUGAACAGGAGGUUGCACCUGUCGAAAACCAAACACAGCAAGUUCAACGAGUCGGGACAGCUCGCGGCGUUCUACCUGUUCUCCUUCAUCUGGGGCUGCAGCAUCCUGACAGCGGAGGACUUUGCAACAAAUCCUACCUUCUUAUGGGAGGGUUACCCACACACUCACAUGGUUUUUCAGGUCAAGUUCUUCUACAUUUGCCAAAUUGCCUAUUGGCUCCAUGCACUUCCUGAGCUGUACUUCCAAAAAGUACGGAAGGAGGACAUCCCCCGCCAGCUCUAUUACAUUUGCCUUUACGUUGUCCACAUCACUGGUGCCUAUGUCUUAAACCUCCACCGACUGGGCCUGGUGUUGCUGGUCCCUCACUACCUGGUGGAGCUUCUGUUCCACGCUUCACGCCUCUUCUACUUCAGCGACGAGAACAAGCAGAAGGGUUUUACUCUGUGGGCGCUACUUUUUGUCAUCGCCCGCCUCCUCACCCUCACACUCUCAGUUCUGACGUUUGGCUUCGGGCUGCCCCGUACAGAAAACCAGGGCUUUUCCCUAGCAGAAGGCAACUUCAAUGUGCUCACCAUAAGGAUGACUUGUCUGGCAGCUAUUUGCCUGACACAGGCUUGGAUGAUGUGGAAAUUCAUUAACUUCCAGUUGAAAAAGUGGAGGGAGCACAGCCAGAACCAGGCCUCAAAGAAGAAGGCGGUCAGCCCAAAGAGCAAGCCUCACAAAAGGGAGCCUGCAAGGGGAGGUGCUGUCAACGGGGUCGUGAAGUCCGAGGACAAAACAUCACCACGGGCGAGAAAAGCCAAAGCUUCAUAAAGACGCAAGAACUGGGUGGAGAAAAGAAAAAAAACUGAGUGAGGGAGUUCUGACAGUGUGACAUAAUGUCUUUACACAACUUCAAAUUUUGUCUACUGCUCUCCAAAACAAGCGUUUUAAGCGCACUAAGAAACCUUACCUUACAACUGUCCCUUCGGGGGUUGAAACUCCUUUCUGAACAAGUUCAGUGUUACUGUCUGCUAGACAUGUUUAUUGUUAAUUUGGGUUCUCGGCAGAUGGGAUGUUGGCAGGAUGAGUUUGAUGCUUUAACAGGAUAGAUUUCAAAGUGUCCUUUUGUGUAAAACUACGAUCACUCACCGGGUACUUUUAAACUGAGUCGCUCUUCACUAAUCUGAAACAGUAAACAUCACAGUGAGUUCAAAAGCAGAAGAAUUUUUGACUUCAGGGCAAGUUAAUAUAAAGUGUUAAUGUACAGAAUAACUUUACGGGGUGUCAUUUUAAGUUUGGGCCUUAUUUAGUUCACCUUACAAACAGGCCACUGGCUCAAGUCCCCCAGAUAAAGCCUUUUUUUCUCUGCGAGACAGCACUCGGAUAUUCUGCUGUCGUCAGGAAAAGAUCCUAAAUGAAUUGCUCCAGAGGAAUAUUUGUGCUAUUUAGGUCUUUGGCGUAGCUGCAGCCAGAAAACUGAAGCUUGUACUUAACUCCUUGAUCAUUUACUGCCAUUAUUUGACAGCCUCUGCCUUUGAAAUCCAACACGUUAACAGGAUUGAGGCACUUUUGUAUUAUUGUUUGCUUUUAUCACUCAGCCUGGUAAUCGGCUUCACCCUGUUUCUGGGGCUCGUCCAGGUUUUGGUGACCUACCAAGAGGAAGCUGCACUGUAACCUGUGAUGCUGUACUGUAUGCAUACAGUUAAAUCUUUAUAUCGGCAUGAUCGGAAACUUGAGCAAGAAACUGUGUUCGAGGCUGCGAUUCAGUCUUUUCUAUGGUAAUGUCAAUGCAUGAUGGUUUAAGGCUAGUUAUGGCUAGUUUCCUAACUGUGCUGUUGAGUUUGCAUCUCUCUCACACACACAAACACACACACACACACACACACACACACACACACACAAGCAUUCAGUGGCCUUUUUACAACUGCUGCAAGAGGUUUGAGUUAUUUAUUUUUGCCAUAUACUACAGAUAGUUAUUAUUUUCUAUGCUUUUGACGAGCUAUAACCAGCAAACACAGCGGUACAUAGCAACUGCGUUUAGUUAAUCCAAACAAUACAAUCUUUCUUCAAGUGUCCUUAUAAUGUCUGUGGUUUGUAUCACUCGUUCUGCUCGUUUCGCGUUCUGUUUGCCUUCUCCGUUUGCUUUUUUUUUUUUUUAUUCUCGGGUAUCAGGGGACAAGCUACCCACCACUUACACUAUAAGAUGCAUCCCAUGGUGCAAUGGGAGGUGUGUUGUAAGGGGAUGUGUUUUGUAUGCCUGUGCACUUACUCGUGCGUGUGCAGUAUUGUUUUGCCUACUGUGUAUGUGAAUUAACUGGGCGUGAAUGAUGGUGAUGAUGGUGAUGACAACGAUGUUUAUUGCUUGUCUCGUAAAAUAAUUAUUGCCUGUGUGCAGAGCAUGAAAUGUGACAAUCUGUUCAUUGACUCCUGCCCCGUUUGUUGGAUUUCAUGAUCUUAUCCUUUAGUUCACUUCGGUUGGGCCCCGUCUCAGCUCCCCAACACGCUUCUGUGUGUGUGUGAAACACUGAGUCGUGGAUUGGUGUGUGUUCUAUAGGUUACUAAAUGCUUAUGUGUUCACUGUCUCCGCCCCUCAGAUGCCCCUUUUUUUCCCCGUGUGAGAGAGAUUCUGUGAUUUGCGUUUGCCAAAUGUGGCAUGUUUCGUCCUCCCUGCUUCACCUUUUCAAUGAUCGUGACAUUGCUAUGGAGUGCACGUAUUGUACUGUUGGCCACACUCGUUCCUCGCCUGGACGUGGAGUCCUGCUCUGCUACUAAAGCACUGUGCAUGUGACGCUCUGUGCAGAAAAAAGACUGUACUACCUGUCUGCAGACAGAUGGAGUUUGGAGUCUAAGUCCAGAGCAGGGAUGAGAUGAAGAUGCCAUUCAUUUUUGCUCCCUUUAGCGCUCCUUAUUGGGACUUUGGCGUUCUUUAAAGCCCAAUGUCUGUGUAUGGCAGUGUCAUAGGAGGGAAGGAGGAGCAGAGGACUUAUGUACCAGCCUGUUAUUAAACUGUCUCAGAUGUAAAAGAGAAAAAAAAACUGACUUAACCCUACACUGUACUAAAAUAUGUGUCAGAUUUUUAAGCUAUUUUUAUAGAGGGGGAAACUGUUGAAAUUCACUGUUGUUCAGUACACACGUGUGAAUAUUUGUUUUGCAUCCAUAUUGAUAUGAAUUGUUUUUUUAUAUAAGAAUGAAGCUUGCCGAACUGUUAGCGUGGAUAUACAUUGUGGUAUGAGUGUAAACAUUUAUUUAGUCUAACGGUUUAUUUAACUUCAUGGCCUUAUUAGAGCAAAGUGAACUCAAUUGUAUAACAGUACUCAGUUAACACUACGCUGCAGGUGUACGCUGCAGCUUUCACAACUACAUGUCUCAUGAUAGUGAAGUACACUGUCAUACCGACACUACUCAUUCACACACACAAGUUUAAAUAUAUAAUCAGAGGAGCAAAUGGUCAGUAUGGUGUUUUAUUUGUUCCAGUCCUGCAGGUGUUUUUCAGUACUUGUGAUCGCAGGACGAAUAUUUCUGCAGAGUGAAGCCAUCUGUAAGCGUUUCUUGCUCAUCAGAUGUCACCCUGUGCCACAGUCAGCGGCCGUUUUAGGCUCUGAAACAUGAGCCGCUCUUGCAGUUCACAGCCCCCCUCGCUUUGAGACACAAUAGCCUGUAUAAUCCCACAGGAAUGCACUUUUUUCUUUUUACAUAAUAUGCAUUAUGUCAGAGCACCAUAACACUGCUCACUUGGGCUGUUUUCUGCAUCAAUUCUCGGUGAAUUGCAAAUUGAGAGUUGCUCGAUUUCAAACUGUGUGCAUUUUGUAAUUGUUGAAAACUUAAAAAAAAAAAAGGCUGCAAUGAUUUAACUGUAUGAGCAACCUCUAGGUGGCAACAAUCAUUAAU